GAAAAUAUAGCAGAGAGGCAGCCUGGAUUUAACUUUUUACUACGUUUGUGUAUUUCUUCGGUGUUUUUAAUAGAGUCUGUUUGAAGCGCUCAGGGUCACCUAACUUUGGAUGUCAAUCCAGAUUCAGAGCUACAUCUAGGAUGUAGUUUUCUUGCUUAAGUUUCUAUUUUUAUGUCUAAACGUCGGAUUGGAGACAGAAACACGAAACGUUAAGCAGGUCAUGGUGCUUUGACGUGUCUGUGAUGGAAGCAAGUUUUGGACUGGUUCCGUUCACCGUUACGCACAGGCUCGGCGGGGUAAACCAGCUCGGCGGAGUCUUCAUCAACGGGCGGCCGUUACCGCACGAGGUCAGGCGCCGCAUCGUGGAGCUCGCGCAGCACGGGGUGCGUCCCUGUGAGAUCUCGCGCCGCCUGCGCGUCAGUCACGGCUGCGUCAGCAAAAUACUGACCAGGUACAAUGAGACAGGAAGCAUUAGACCGGGGAUGAUAGGUGGCUCCAAGCCCAAGGUGGCAACCCCCACAGUCGUUCAAAAGAUCCUGCAGCUGAAACACAACAACCCCACUAUGUUCGCAUGGGAGAUCCGAGACCGACUGGUGCUGGAGCAAGUGUGUGACCCAAACAACGUUCCCAGCAUCAGCUCAGUCAACAGGAUCAUCAGGAACAAAGUUCAAGCUGAUUCUUGUGAAGAUGCAUCACCUGUUUCCAUGGGAACAGACUGUCCCUCUGAGCCCAAGUUUUCAAUGAGUGGGAUUCUGGGACUUAGAAAACACAGCAAACAAAACGAAGGAAAGGACGUUUCCUGCAGUGAGCACCACACCCAGCACUGUUUCUGUUUUAACACCAGGAGCAGAUCUGACCUCAGCUUGACCUUUCACCAUCAGCUGCCAGCUAACCAUGAUCCAGACCUGUUAGGGUAGCCUGCACUGAUCUGUGAUCAUGUAUCUGAGGUGACAUCUGUUGGAUCUUUCUGCUUGGGUCUUCAUUUCACUACAGCUCAAGAAGAGAAUUCAUCAUGUCUAAAAUCAGAGCAAGCAUGUUAAU
This is a messenger RNA of Girardinichthys multiradiatus, 1041 nucleotides long. Its product is annotated as paired box protein Pax-5-like. Gene Ontology annotation, biological process: anatomical structure development; regulation of transcription by RNA polymerase II. The coding region runs from base 243 to 917 and encodes 224 amino acids. The transcript is spliced from 6 exons. The record is from RefSeq and is a predicted model, not a curated record. Lineage: Eukaryota; Metazoa; Chordata; Actinopteri; Cyprinodontiformes; Goodeidae. Gene Ontology annotation, molecular function: RNA polymerase II cis-regulatory region sequence-specific DNA binding; DNA-binding transcription factor activity, RNA polymerase II-specific.